AGUAAGUUGAGCAAAAGUGUUCCGUGACCUUUACCGGCCUGUACUCGGCUUCGUCCAAAACUCCACUUCGAAGGUGCCUUUUUCUUUUCUCAGCGACAAUGUCGACGGUUGGAGGAUUUGGAGCAGCGCACACGCUAUCUGCAACGACGUCAGAUUGUGUGAGCUGCGUGAAGUUCUCACCAAAAGAAUGUCCGAUGCUCUUAGUUGGCGUCGCAGCGUGGGACGGCAGCUGUUCGGUAUGGCAGGUGGGAAGAGAUGCAUCGGGUGGAGUCAUCUCGCAGCCCACAUGGACUUCGUCACAUGAUGGCCCGCUGCUUGGUAUAUCCUUCUCUCCAGACGGGCGCGUGUUUUACGGCGGAUGCACGAAAACAGCCGUGAUGUGGGAUUUGAAUUCCGAUCAAAAAAGCGUGGUGGCGUCACACGAUCUCCCCAUCAGCUGUCUUGAUUACGUAACUCUUCCGCAAACAAUGAGCUCGGUGCUCAUUACCGGUAGCUGGGACGGAAAGCUGCGAUGGUGGGAUUUGCGGCAGCAGAAUUUUGUGAUGGAGCAGAAUUUAGGUGAGCCCAUUUUCACCUUAGAUGCACAAAAGACGGUGCCGAUGAUGGCUGCUGCAACGGGGCGACUUGUACACAUUUACGAUUUGCAAUCAUCGCAAAAAGUUAGCGAGUUGAAGGUCCCGGAUGUAAUGAAAUUCAAUAUUCGAUGCGUCACUUGCGCCCCUCAGUACGACGGUGUCGGUGUCGGCUCGUCGGAAGGUCGCGUGUCUUUUGUCAACAUGAAGGAGCAACCGGGAUGCACGUUUAAGGCACACAUCGGAACGGAGAAAAACCAUUACAUUUUGAACCAGGCGAACUUCUGUGUGCACCACCCUUCAAAGCCCGUUCUCUUUUCCGGAGGAGGAGACGGCAACAUUACAGUCAUCAAUCGAGGUGAACGAAAAAUAAUCAAGACACUACAAUGUGAGCAGAAGAUGAAUGACCUCCCAAUUCCCAUAUCCGCUGGCGACAUCAGCGGAGACGGGUCCUUGCUUGCUUAUGCUCAUAGCUAUGACUGGGCAAUGGGCAAGAGCGGAUAUCGCAACCAGUCUACAUCGGUUCACAUUCGCACUGUUGGAUUUUGA
Molecule: messenger RNA, 1121 nt
Organism: Leptomonas pyrrhocoris
Lineage: Eukaryota; Euglenozoa; Kinetoplastea; Trypanosomatida; Trypanosomatidae
Product: putative Poly(A) export protein
Exons: 1
Coding region: 99-1121 (340 amino acids)
Biological process (GO): RNA export from nucleus; transcription-dependent tethering of RNA polymerase II gene DNA at nuclear periphery
Cellular component (GO): nuclear pore
Molecular function (GO): ubiquitin binding; RNA binding
Source: RefSeq, a predicted model, not a curated record